CAGCCUUGAAACUGCGAAGCUGCUCCGAGCAGCACUCAACCGUCACUAAAACCAUGACCGCCAGAGCUCUUUGCUACUCCUUCUCUCCCAAACCAAACGUGCCGCCCGAUAUCUCUAUCCUCAAGAGAAGUCUAGGCUCCGGUUUCAGACCCGUAAGCCCGGUUCGGUUCCGGGUACGGGUCCAGAACCGGGGGCAGUACUGCUGCGUCGUGCGAGUUUCGCGGGGCGGUGAGAGGAGAGGCGGGAAAGUGUUUGCGGAUGUUAAAUCGGAGCCGUAUGAGUUAUCGAAGACGGUGAAGGAGGAGUUGGAGUCUGUGGCUGAUGAGGUUUCGUGGUUGGAGCAGUUUCCGAAACGAUGGAUUAUUGUCAUUUUGUGCUUCUCGGCUUUUCUUCUUUGCAAUAUGGACAGAGUAAAUAUGAGCAUUGCUAUACUUCCCAUGUCAGCAGAGUACAACUGGAACUCAGCAACUGUGGGUUUGAUACAGUCUUCUUUUUUCUGGGGCUACCUCCUCACUCAGAUUGCUGGUGGCAUUUUGGCAGACACAGUAGGUGGGAAGCAGGUUUUGGCCUUUGGAGUUAUUUGGUGGUCUAUUGCUACUGCUCUGACUCCUAUUGCUGCGAAACUUGGAUUACCUUUCCUACUUGUGGUUCGCGCUUUCAUGGGGAUUGGUGAGGGCGUGGCUAUGCCUGCAAUGAAUAAUAUUCUGUCAAAAUGGAUUCCAGUAUCAGAAAGAAGUAGAGCAUUGGCUCUGGUUUACAGUGGGAUGUACAUUGGAUCAGUCACUGGCUUUGCAUUUUCACCAUUUUUAAUACAUCAAUUUGGAUGGCCAUCAGUCUUUUACUCCUUUGGUUCUCUGGGGACAGUCUGGUUUGCUGUUUGGCUAAGUAAGGCAUACAGUUCACCUGCUGAGGAUCCUGAGCUGAGACCUGAAGAGAAGAAGCUAAUUCUUGCCGGUAAUGCUUCCAAGGAACCUGUAAAAGUGAUUCCUUGGGGACAAAUUUUGUCCAAAGCACCUGUUUGGGCCCUUAUCGUUUCUCACUUUUGUCACAACUGGGGAACAUUUAUUCUUCUUACAUGGAUGCCAACAUACUAUAACCAAGUGCUGAAGUUCAAUCUUACAGAAUCGGGGCUUUUCUGCGUCUUGCCCUGGCUUACAAUGGCAUUCUCUGCAAACCUUGGGGGGUGGAUAGCAGACACACUUGUGAGUAGGGGUGUAUCGGUGACAAGGGUUCGUAAGAUUAUGCAGACAAUUGGGUUUCUUGGCCCUGCUUUCUUCCUUACUCAGUUGAGCCAUGUCAAUUCUCCUGCAAUGGCUGUUCUAUGUAUGGCAUGCAGUCAGGGAACUGAUGCCUUCUCACAAUCUGGUCUAUAUUCAAACCAUCAAGAUAUUGCUCCACGAUAUUCUGGAAUAUUGCUUGGUAUGUCCAAUACUGCUGGAGUACUAGCAGGUGUCUUAGGAACGGCAUCAACUGGUUACAUUUUGCAACAUGGUUCUUGGGAUGAUGUAUUCAAGGUUUCAGUAGGCCUUUAUCUGGUUGGAACUGUUGUCUGGAAUGUUUUCUCAACCGGCGAGAAGAUCAUUGAUUAGUUCAUGGAUAACUUGAUCCUAAACAAACACCUGGCACUUCAAUCCUAAACUUAUGUAGAAGAGUUACUCUGGAGGAGAGAAGCAGAAAAAUGCCAAGAAAUUCAAUUGGGAAGGAAAGCGUUAUCUGUUUAUUGAUAUUCUUGGUCUUUAAAAAAAAAUUGUUAGAAGAUUUUGACAAGAAGCAUGGAGCCCGCAAUUGGAAAGGUGAAGUUCUAGCUAGAGGCUUGCUGCUGCUUUUGAAGUAUUCAUAAGUUGGUUGCAUUUCAACCAUAUAAAUCAAGGAUGAAUACAUAGCAAAAUGACCCCAACACAGCCUGUAAAUGUUAUAUUGAAUACUCGCUAACACUUCAAAUUUGUGAUACUAGCUAUAUGUCCAAGUAAUUCUCAUUAAUACUACUUUUUGACUGCUAAUGCCUAA
Molecule: messenger RNA, 2007 nt
Organism: Rosa chinensis
Lineage: Eukaryota; Viridiplantae; Streptophyta; Magnoliopsida; Rosales; Rosaceae
Product: sodium-dependent phosphate transport protein 1, chloroplastic
Exons: 10
Coding region: 54-1589 (511 amino acids)
Biological process (GO): transmembrane transport
Molecular function (GO): transmembrane transporter activity
Source: RefSeq, a predicted model, not a curated record